AUGGCCCCUCUUGAAGACGGCGUCGUGUUAAACACCAAGUCGCUCUGCGACUCAAUUUCUAGAGAGAUGAAAGCAAGAAAAAUCACGCAGAAGGUUUUCGCAAAAAAAGUAGCGAAUCUAAGUCAUUACUAUCUUCCGCGGAUUCUGAGAGCCCCCAUGCCGUGGGAGAAUGUUUCAAGUUUGGGACGUAUGACAUAUAUUCGUCUACAUAACUGGAUCCAAUUACCAGAAAAGGAAAGAAUGGAAAUCGUGAACUGCGUGCUUCCGAAGAAAAAGGCUAGUAUGCGUCUCUCAAAGCCAAAACGACGCACGAUGAAGUUCACUGAGGUUCAAAAGAAAGCCCUUAAUGCGAUUUUCGAAGUCACUGAAAAGCCGCCACGUGAGACGAUGCAGAUGAUUUCGGAGCAUUUGCAGUUGGAGUUUAAAACGGUUUUGAACUAUUUCAACCGCAACCGCCAACGCCAACUAGACCUCCAACGCCAACAGAUUCAGACCGAGAAUCAAUAA
Molecule: messenger RNA, 507 nt
Organism: Caenorhabditis briggsae
Lineage: Eukaryota; Metazoa; Nematoda; Chromadorea; Rhabditida; Rhabditidae
Exons: 2
Coding region: 1-507 (168 amino acids)
Biological process (GO): regulation of transcription by RNA polymerase II
Cellular component (GO): nucleus
Molecular function (GO): DNA-binding transcription factor activity, RNA polymerase II-specific; RNA polymerase II cis-regulatory region sequence-specific DNA binding
Source: RefSeq, a predicted model, not a curated record